Messenger RNA from Galendromus occidentalis (western predatory mite), 676 nucleotides. RefSeq names its product smoothelin-like protein 1. The transcript has 4 exons. The coding region runs from base 50 to 403 and encodes 117 amino acids. NCBI's taxonomy places the organism in Eukaryota, Metazoa, Arthropoda, Arachnida, Mesostigmata, Phytoseiidae. Gene Ontology annotation, molecular function: protein binding. The record is from RefSeq and is a predicted model, not a curated record.
CUGGAAAAGCAGACUAUUGAACCACUCACGUACGCCUGUCGGAGUCAAGAUGCCGAUGAAUGUGGCCGAAGCAAAAGACAUGCUCCUCAGAUGGGCGAAAGCUAAGACCAAGGAAUAUGAUAACGUGAACAUCGAGAAUUUCUCCACCUCUUGGAACAACGGUCUGGCUUUCUGUGCUCUGAUUCAUCACCAUCUGCCCGAUGCCUUCGACUAUUCCGCUCUAGAUCCGGCGAACAAGAAGGAAAACUUUGACCUCGCUUUCAACACGGCUGAGGAAAAACUGGGCGUCACACCGCUCCUGGCGACUGAAGAUAUGCUGUUGACGGACAAACCCGACUGGAAAUGCAUUUUCACAUACCUCCAGGCACUCUAUCGAAAACUCAUCGCUCUGGAGCCCAAGUGAUGCGGCUCCAGCUGAUGUUCUGAUUUCCGAAGACAAAUUCUUACGGUUUUCGGAUGCUGUCUACAAGAGAACUUGUAUAGAGCCGCUUGUGUGAUAAUGUAUUUCUGCCUAGCGAGACGUUCUGAUCCCGACGUCGAAAUGCUUUCUAGGGUAUCUGUAUUAUUAUUAUUAUUAUUAUUAUUAUUAUUAUUAUUAUUAUUGCUGCUGUUGUCAAAGUCUCCAAGGAUGUCUAAACUUUUCUUCCCAAGGAGCUGCUUCUAGCGUGCCCUGAGC